CUGACUUCGCCUACUCCGACACCUUCCGGAGCUUCCAAAGCUGAAAAGUUGUUAGUUUUCGCCUCGAAACUUCAUAAAGACCAACUCGUAGAGUUUUACUUUUGGCUUUAAUUUCUGGCUAAACUUCUCGCUUCCCAUUUUUCUUCUUCUGCUUCAAUCUUAACUGUUCGGAGACUUUUCGGAGCUGCCAUGGCUUCUUCAAUUGCCGGAUCAGAUGUCAUUGCCUUCAGAUCCGCCGCGAGAUUCGGAUGUCCCGGAGACCGCAAAUUUGGUCAGUUUCGUCAAUGGUCUCCAACUCUGGGUGGAGUCAGGUCGGCGCAUGCCCGGCCUUGCGUUGGCCUCCGGUGCAGAUCGAAGGGCUCGUUUACUUCUUCCGGGGUGAGGGCCCAGGUAACCACACUCGAACAAGCAAGCGCUGAAACAGCCAAAGACGUGGUAGCCCCUGUGGUGAUUGUUACAGGAGCUUCUAGGGGUAUUGGCAAAGCAAUUGCAUUGUCAUUGGGACAAGCCGGUUGCAAGGUCCUGGUUAAUUAUGCUAGGUCAUCCAAGGAAGCUGAGGAAGUCACUAAAGAGAUUGAGGCAAGUGGUGGACAAGCCCUGACUUUUGGAGGAGAUGUUUCAAAAGAAGCUGAUGUUGAAUCAAUGAUUAAAACUGCAGUUGAUGCAUGGGGAACUGUUGAUAUAUUGAUAAACAAUGCAGGAAUUACUCGGGAUACUUUAUUGAUGAGAAUGAAGAAAUCUCAGUGGCAAGAGGUUAUUGAUUUAAAUCUUACGGGUGUAUAUCUCUGUACACAGGCAGCAGCAAAAAUUAUGAUGAAGAAGAAAAAGGGAAGGAUAAUCAAUAUUGCAUCAGUUGUUGGCCUGGUUGGGAACGCCGGUCAAGCCAACUACAGUGCCGCAAAAGCAGGGGUAAUCGGCCUGACAAAGACUGUUGCAAAGGAAUACGCAAGCAGAAACAUCAAUGUUAAUGCUGUUGCCCCAGGGUUUAUUGCAUCUGACAUGACAGCCAAGCUAGGGGAAGAUAUUGAGAAGAAAAUCUUGGAGACCAUCCCAUUAGGAAGGUAUGGCCAACCAGAAGAAGUUGCAGGACUUGUGGAAUUCUUGGCCCUUAACCCUGCGGCCAGUUACAUCACUGGACAGGUGUUCACCAUUGAUGGAGGAAUGGUGAUGUAGGUCAGCUAUCCAUCCAUCUGAUUAUGUGCAUGCAGGGCUUUUCAGCUUGACAGUUCAGACUUAUGGCACUGGAAUCACAAGAUUCAUCUUCGCGUGACAAUCUAUGUGGAAGCUUAUGUACUUGCGCUUUUUUCUUGAGAUGGUUAGGUUUUAAAAUAAUACUACGGCUAUUUUGAUAGAAUUUCAAUUAAGCUUGUUAAUGAAACCAGAUAAGUGGUAUGAAAUGAUAAGAGGCGCUAUGCUUCUUUUUGGCUGUGUUGUCCUCCACGUAGUUUUGUUCUCGUGGUUGAUAGGUUAUGUCCAUUGGAAUUUGGAGGUUGAGAGAUGUAUUGCCAUGAAGGUAAGUUUUUUGCUGAA
Molecule: messenger RNA, 1530 nt
Organism: Juglans microcarpa x Juglans regia
Lineage: Eukaryota; Viridiplantae; Streptophyta; Magnoliopsida; Fagales; Juglandaceae
Product: 3-oxoacyl-[acyl-carrier-protein] reductase 4-like
Exons: 11
Coding region: 190-1173 (327 amino acids)
Biological process (GO): fatty acid biosynthetic process
Molecular function (GO): 3-oxoacyl-[acyl-carrier-protein] reductase (NADPH) activity; NAD binding
Source: RefSeq, a predicted model, not a curated record